Bufo bufo (common toad) is the source of this 768-nucleotide messenger RNA. RefSeq names its product GTP cyclohydrolase 1-like. Gene Ontology annotation, molecular function: zinc ion binding; GTP cyclohydrolase I activity; GTP binding. Gene Ontology annotation, biological process: tetrahydrobiopterin biosynthetic process; tetrahydrofolate biosynthetic process. Bases 32 to 709 code for a protein of 225 amino acids. Lineage: Eukaryota; Metazoa; Chordata; Amphibia; Anura; Bufonidae. The record is from RefSeq and is a predicted model, not a curated record. Gene Ontology annotation, cellular component: cytoplasm. The transcript is spliced from 6 exons.
UACCAGAUCCAUCAGAGCUAGAACAUCAACCAUGAACAACCACAUGAACGGAGAAGUCAACUGCAACUACAUCACCGGUUACAAUGGAACCAUGGACAUGAAAAAGUUGCAGCAAAGUCUGAACCAGUGCAAUAAGGAGCACCAUGAAGAGAGUAAGCUGCCAGCUUUAGAAACUGCCUACACCAACAUCCUAAAAGAACUGGGGGAGAAUCCCGAAAGGGAAGGCUUGCUGAAGACUCCUCUAAGAGCUGCCAAAGCCAUGCAGUACUUCACCAAGGGAUAUCAGGAGACCAUUCAUGAUAUACUCAACAACGCCAUAUUUGAUGAAAACCAUGACGAAAUUGUCAUUGUAAAGGAUAUUGAUGUUUUUUCACUCUGUGAACAUCACUUGGUACCGUUUUUUGGCAAGGUGCAUAUUGGCUACUUACCGAAUAAAAAAGUUGUCGGGCUGAGCAAACUAGCAAGAAUUGUUGAAAUCUUCAGCCGGAGAUUACAAGUUCAGGAACGGCUGACCAAACAAAUCGCCAUUGCAAUCAAUGAGGCAUUACAGCCGAUGGGAGUCGCAGUUGUUAUGGAAGCUUCGCACAUGUGUAUGGUCAUGCGAGGCGUCCAGAAGAUAACCAGCAGGACGGUCACCAGCACAAUGCACGGCAUAUUCAGAGAUGACCCCAAGACCAGAGAAGAAUUCCUUUCACUGAUCAGACAAUGAAAAGUCAGCACUUUAUAAAUGCAACGUUAGAUUAUUUGUUUGCUAAUCAUAAAAAAAAA